Molecule: messenger RNA, 3923 nt
Organism: Bufo bufo (common toad)
Lineage: Eukaryota; Metazoa; Chordata; Amphibia; Anura; Bufonidae
Gene: MATN2
Product: matrilin 2
Exons: 17
Coding region: 212-2863 (883 amino acids)
Molecular function (GO): calcium ion binding
Source: RefSeq, a predicted model, not a curated record
GUGGACCGUCCUUCCUCCUCCAUCUUCUGGAUGCUGGAAACAGUCACCAUGUCAGUGAUACAAAAGCAAAAGUUCUCCUCCCUCCAUGUAAGGACCUGGCACAGAUUUGCUCCAAGGUAGAAGAAGUCUUCUGCUCCUCCAGAUGUGUGCAGCCUGACUGGAAUAACACAGGGACUUCUCCUCCUCCUCCUCCCACCUCAGAAGCUUUGGCAUGCCCUGCUGUCAGCCUGUGUGCCCGGUCACUGGCCCUGGUGGGGAGGAGGAGGGGCGGCUCCUGCUUCCAUGCCUUCUGGUGGUCACUUGUGUGUCAGGAGCCGGGCUGUCAGGGUCUCCCUCUUCCCUAGGAGCAGACAUGGGUCUUCCAGGUGUGUGCUUCAUCCUUCCACUGCUCUUUCUGGCUGCGGGGGCGAUCCAAAAACGACAAUCAAGUAGACAAACUGAAGCAGAAAUCCAAGCUAACGUAUUAAGAGAUGCCUGCCACAGCAAGCCGCUGGAUCUUGUCUUCAUCAUCGACAGUUCCAGAAGCGUCCUUCCAUAUGACUUUGAGAAAGUAAAAGAAUUUCUCAUCACUAUGUUAAAAUUUCUUGACAUUGGCCAAGACACAACUAGGGUGGGCUUAAUACAGUAUGGCAGCACAGUAAAAAAUGAAUUUUCUCUGAAAACAUACAAAAAAAAGUCUGACAUUGAACGUGCCGUCAAGAGAAUGAUGCACCUUGCCACAGGCACCAUGACUGGACUGGCUCUUCAAUAUGCCAUGAGCAUCGCAUUUUCUGAGUCUGAGGGUGCACGUCCUGCAAAUAUGUACGUGCCAAGGAUUGCCAUGAUAGUGACUGAUGGUAGACCUCAGGAUCCUGUGGCUGAAAUUGCUGCAAAAAUGAGAAAUUCAGGAAUUUUGAUAUUUGCAAUUGGGGUGGGUCGCGUGGACAUGCAAACCUUGCUAUCUAUUGGAAGUGAACCUCACAAUGAACAUGUCUUCUUGGUGGCCAAUUUUAGCCAGAUUGAAACACUGACGUCUGUGUUCCAGAAUAAACUCUGUGCUCCUCAUAUCUGCUCCACUACCACACAUGGCUGUGACCACUUCUGCAUCAAUACUCCAGGCUCAUAUCUAUGUCGAUGUAAGCAAGGAUAUAUCCUAAAUCCUGACGAGAAGACCUGCAGGACUGAGGACUUGUGUGCUACAGAGAAACACGGGUGUGAGCAGAUCUGCGUCAAUACGCCAGGAUCCUAUCUGUGCCAAUGCCAUGAGGCGUAUGAGCUGGCCAGGAAUGGCAAGUCUUGCACCAUUGUGGAUUACUGUGCUUUGGGUACCCACGGUUGUCAGCAUGAGUGUCUCAACGCCAACGACUCAUACGUCUGUCAGUGUCGGCCUGGCUUUAUUCUGAAUCCUGAUAAGAAAACUUGUCGGAGACCGGAUUACUGUGCAUUGUCUAAUCAUGGCUGUCAGCACGAGUGUGUUAAUACUGAUGAUUCCUAUAACUGUAGAUGCCGGCCCGGAUUUUCACUUAUUGCAGACAAGAAAACUUGCACAAAGAUUAACUACUGCAAGAAGGGCAAACAUGGCUGUGAACACGAAUGUGUCAGCACCGACACCUCAUUUGUAUGUAAAUGUCGUAAGGGCUAUGCUCUGAAUCAGAAUGGGAGAACCUGCAGAAAAGUGGACCAUUGCUCUGAAUCUAACCAUGGAUGCCAGCAUGUCUGCACCAACACAGACGAGUCGUACACGUGCCAGUGCUAUGAAGGAUUUGUUCUGAAUGCGGACCAGAAGACUUGUAGAGCUGUGGACCACUGUGCGGUGAAUGAGCACGGCUGUGAGCACCUGUGUGUCAAUGCAGAAGGGUCGUACGUGUGUCAGUGCUUCGAAGGAUACUUUCUUCGGGUUGAUAAGAAGUCUUGUCAGAGUAAAGAUGUCUGCAAAUCUACCGAGCACGGCUGUGAGCACCUCUGUGUAAAUAAUGAGGAUUCCUACGUCUGCAAAUGCUUCGAAGGACACAUCUUAGCGGACGACGGAAAGAGAUGCAAAAAGUGUGGAGAAGGACCAGUGGACUUGGUGUUUAUCAUUGAUGGGUCCAAAAGCCUUGGAGAAGACAACUUUGAGCUUGUCAAGCAGUUUGUCAGCGGUAUCAUAGACUCACUAGAGAUCUCCCAGAAAGCUGCCCGCGUAGGACUGGUCCAGUAUUCCACGCACGUCCGCACAGAGUUCACGAUGGCUCAGUACGGUUCAGCCAAAGACAUGAAGAAAGCCAUGUCCCAGGUGAAAUACAUGGGCAGAGGUUCCAUGACUGGGCUCGCCCUGAAGCUCAUGUACGAAAAAAGCUUUUCGGAGGCUCAGGGCGCACGAAGACGAUCCCUGGGGGUGCCGAGAGUGGCGAUUGUGUUUACGGACGGGCGAGCACAAGAUGAGGUCUCGGACUGGGCGAGCCGGGCAAAGCAAAGCGGCAUCACCAUCUAUGCUGUUGGCGUUGGCAAGGCCAUUGACGAAGAGUUACGAGAAAUUGCUUCAUCGCCACAAGAGACGCACGUUAUCCAUGCUGACGACUUUAGCUCCAUGGGAUACAUCACUGAGAAGUUAAAGUCCAGCAUCUGCGAUGGAUGGAGCAAUUGGAAAACAACCACUGACUUCUCCAACCAAGAAUAUUCCUCAGAACUAAGAGGAGAAAACAGUGAAAUCACAGUCUCGUGUUCAAUGUCCGCCAUCAAGUUCACAACUCAAGCAGAAGAAAAAGCCAAGGAGGAGCAGUGCCAGUGUAAGAACAUUAUGGAGUUUCAGUCCAAUUCAAACGAAGAAGUCAGACGGCUAACUCAUCAGUUGGAGCAGAUAACCCGACGAAUGGAAGAAUUGGAGAAUCGAGUGGGACAAAGAUAGUAGAUUGGACGUAAACUGUACAAAGAGGGGAUAUUGUUUGUUCCGUUCAUUAGAAAGGAGAAAACUAUUCCAUGUGAUCGACUAUAUGAACAUCGGGAAAAUGUAAAAAGUGCAGGAAAUUGUCUUAUUUAUAUUGUUUUAGCAUGGCAUGUUGGAAUACAGAGUAUAAUAGAGUAUUUGUCAAUUAUGAAAUUAUCAAGGAGGAGCUGUCACCUCUCCUGACAUGUCUGCCAUAGAAAAAUACUUCUGUUCCCCGUGUAAUAAUUCUGAAGCAUCUUUUCUUAGAACUCUACAUUGCAUUGUUUCUCUGUUAUUCCUACUGAAUACUGUAUUUAUGAACACAUUCUCAACUGGAUGUUACUAUUCUCUUUAUCACAUAGUUGUGUCUCUGCAUAGUCUGACCCUGCCAGCAAGGAUUGGAAAGACUGUGUAGGGACAUGCCCCACCGACUCGAGAAUUAUUUCAUAGGGAAUAUAAGGCUUUACUAAGACAGAGGAGUCAGAAGAGGUGACCGAUUCUCUUUCAAAAGUUGUCGGACUUCAUGAUAUUGGUGACCUAUCCUCCAUCAAUAUCAGACCAGUAGGGGUCCCACUCCUGCCGCCCUCACCGAUCAACUGUUUGAAGUGGCUGCAGCGCUCUCGUGAGUGUUGCAUCCUCAUUGAUGUUUACCUGCAUGGUGUCUACAUUGUAGUGGAGGUGCAGUGUAAUUACAACUGUUUGUCCCAUUCACAUGAAUGAGAGAGUAAGCUGUAAUUACGCUGCGCUGUCACUACACUGAAGAGGACGCAGCCCUCGCAGGAGAAUCACGGCCUUUUCAAACAAACAGAUAAUUGGCAGGGGUUGCCAGGAGUCAGACCACCACAGAUCUGAUAUUGAUGACCUGAGGAUAGAUAAUCAAUAUCAAGAAAGCGGAAUAUCCCUUUAAGUGAAAAUUUCUAUUGGAAACAAAACCAGAAGAAAACAGAAGAGUAUGGAGGAUCAAGUCUAGUUUUGUAUGUUCAAGCUUAUGAAGUCACAUUGUUUUAUGCAAUAUAAAUAUUAAAUGGUUAACUAUUUGUAA